Messenger RNA from Paraphaeosphaeria sporulosa, 1567 nucleotides. RefSeq lists its product as uncharacterized. The record is from RefSeq and is a predicted model, not a curated record. Bases 182 to 1426 code for a protein of 414 amino acids. The transcript has a single exon. Lineage: Eukaryota; Fungi; Ascomycota; Dothideomycetes; Pleosporales; Didymosphaeriaceae.
GUGGAGAUUCCUCAGCUUACUAAGCUGGGGCUUUCAAAUUUCAGUUUUUUGCACCUAUAUAUGAUUCCUUAUAAAAAACUGAACCACUGCCCCAAUUCUUGGCGGCGUGGUCAGGUUUACACCUAAGCGAUAGCAUUUUCGUUAAAGCUAACGACACGGGGACUAGUGCUCACGGAGUGAGAUGGUCAUGUGGACGUGUCGGAGUGACUACGAGUGGGGCUACUCCGUGGCCCGCGCUAUUCGCCCCGCCUGCUUUGCGUUUGGCAGUACCAGGGACUGGGCUUCUGGAAGGUCUCUUUUUCUCUUGGCAUUACCGGGGACCGUGCACUUUCUUCUGGGGAGGAAGUAUAAGGGCUGGGGUGGACUGCCCGUUUUCGCGUGGUCGCGUUCUCACCCUCUUCCUCUUUUCCUGCUCCUGUGGACAGAGUCGUUGGCUUGCUGCAGGAUGGCGGACACUCGGUUUCGCCGGAGGCGUGUACCGUAUGCUCGGUCGUCUCGUGCUGGGCGAUCCGUUAAGAAGCAGCCGGGUCAGCUGGCGCGUCGCGUGGGCGAGGGCAAGUCGAAUAUCAUUAUCAUGUAUUCGUAUCCGGAGGUUAUGCCUGUGUGGCUCGCAGGGGAUCUGCCGGACAAUCCCAAGUCGGACACGAACGCGAGUGCGUUUUGUCAUUUCUUUGUUCCGGUGACGCAAGCUAUCCCCCCUGCUGGACGGCCGGGUAAGGGUCCUCGCGACUCGCGUAGGAAGGGACGCAAGGUGCAUGUGAAGGGGUUGGCGGUGACGUUCUCGGUCCAGACCUGGGUGGAUCUGGCUGUUUCGGCUGUCUUUUACCCUGUGCGCGCUGGGAAGGGCUUCGUCCAGGAGGUCGAGGGAAAUCUGCGCCCGGAUGGCAGCGUUGGAGACCCGAAAGCGUGGUGUCUCAGCAAGGACAAUUAUGGCGACUAUGCGCGGUUGCGCACGCUCGAGGAGACCGGCUUGUUGGAUGCCAACGGUCCUUUCUGCGUCGCUUCGGACCCGUCGGGUCUUCCCGUGUUGCAGUCGACCACGGGCACGAUGAAGAACGCGCAGCUUCGUUCGGGGCUCGGCGAGGCCAUGGGCAAGGUGGAGUGGCGUGUUGGUGCCGACAGCAAGGUGGUUGGCAGGACGUUGAGUGCCGAUGUCGCCGGACCGAACGGGAUUCAUCUUCCCGCGGGAGGCGGUGAUGGAUUUGCCCAGGUGCAGCAGGGUAGCGUGGUCGACUUCAGGGUGUAUGUCGACAUCAACAAGGACGCGGAGUACUCGACGGAGACGGGGAAUGAGCUUGCCUUUCAGCCUGAUUGGCAGAUGUGCUUCAUGGUGAAGUGUCGUGGGGCGCUUCCCGGGCCGAGUGGCAACGGUGGUGUUGUGGGCGCGGUUGUCAAGCGCGUGGUUUCGACGGUGUAUUACAACUAGGUAGUUUCCUUUCCGUGGUGUUCAUAGAAUGCGUAGAUAGGCGGAGUUAUGGCGAAUGAAUGGCUUUCUACAGACUUUGUUGACUUCUCUUUCCUCUUCUCCUCUUGUCGGCACUUGGAGGCACUUCCGUUCUGCGGCCGC